GCGGGUUCCACCCUGGAAGGGCCGUGUGAUAAGCUAGUUAGUCCUCGCCGUGUCGCGUACGUACCCCACCAGCUGCAGCACAUACCACAGCCCGUGCCGGGCAUUCGUGCGGAGCGGACUGCCGCUGGAAACUCGGCGGCGCAGGAGAGCGACUCGCCCCGAAGGGCACCCCGUGAGCGACCCGCUGCGAUCAUGUCCUGUAUCGAUGUGAUGUUUCAGCCGUAUCAGCACCAUUUUUUCUCCCACCCGGCCCCGACGCAGCAGUUCGAGCUCUAUCGGAAGAUGCAGGAGUCCACGUUAGGGCUGAGCUCGACGGCGUCGGCCUCAGCGGACUUUGCGGCGCACUCCGUCGGGCACACCUCCACCGCCGCCCCGAGCACUUCAACUGGAGCCUCCGGUGCCGCCGCCACGGGCUCGCGAAACCACAACAAGGAUUCCGAAGCUACAAACUCUGCCACCACCGGCGGUAACAACGGGGGAGAGAAGCCUCCCGAAGCGGAGUACAUUAACUCCAAGUGUGUGCUGUUCACGUACUUUUCCGGGGACUGUAACUCCGUAGUGGACGAACAUUUCAGCCGCGCUCUCAGUCAACCCUCGAGCUUCGGAACUGAUACCACCGCCUCCGCCACCACGUCAAAAGCGGAAACUUCCGCAUGGAAAAGCGUUGGCGACACGACGUCCCCCAUGGCUCAGCGGAACUUCCCGCCUUCCUUCUGGAACAGCGCCUACCAACCCCCCACCUCGUCCCUCAUCCCCCACCCCGACCCCCUCCACCCCUACACCGACCCCUACCACCCCCACACCUCGGCGCUGCACUCCCACCACUACAACCCCGACCCCUGGCACCCUUACGCACUGGGGGCGUCUUCUCAGUCGUCAUACCACCAACCUAUACACCACGACAUGUACAGCAUGGCGAGUUCGUCGCACUUCAACCCGCGCUACUCGUCCCUGCUGAUCCAGCCCACCGUGCGACCGGGGCGGCUGCCGGCGGUGCCCGGGCAGUGCGACCUCGGCAAGCCCGACUCCGCCUGGACACGGCCGUACGGCGCCGACCAGAUGGGCACCGACUUCCCGGGGCUAGCUACUGAUAGAAGUAAGUCUCAUGUCUGGAGCAUCACGGUCAGGAGUCUGCAGUCAGCAAGGACCUGUACUGGUUCUGAGACAUCCCGCAGCUGGACACAAACACGCCCCACCCCCUCGACAUCCCCCUACCCCCACGGGACACCCCAACCGGAACCGAACCGGCCAGAUUAUCUCAAGGAGCCUCUCCGUUAUCUUGAGACGUCCAGACAUAGUGAUAAGACGCAGCCAAGACGGAGGGUAACAAGGGAAUUCCGCAUCGGAAAGACGGCGUCGCGUUCAGUUUAGGAUGAGGAAAACCACGCGCGGAUUUUUUGGAACACAAACAAAGAACGACGUGGGAAAAAAACAUAAGAUCGUCUGACUGGAGGCGUCGCCAUGGGAACCGCAGAAAUGGCGGGAAUUACGUCAUUCGUUAGGACUUGGUGAUGAUGAUGAUAUUGUCGUGUGAUUCCGAAAACAAAACGAGCUCAGGUUAGUUUGCGUGACUGUGUUCUUGCGAGAAUGCAGAAGAUUUUGUGUGGCAGAUUAAUUUGAUUGCGUUUAAUGAGGCUUUUUUUAAUUAGAAGAGAGAGGAGAAGCAGAAAUUAGAGCCGCUCCCGAUAUAGACGUAACAGAAGCCGAAAAAGAGACCACAAGCCGUCAGAUAAAAGCCCCCGUAACCCAAGCAUGGUGAUAAGGAACUGAUAGUGCCCGUCACUCAUCAGGCAGGCGCCUGUCAGGGGUCUGGGGUCUUCGUCACCAUGGUGACGGUGUUCUAUAGCCGUCAUCACCAUGGUGACGGAGUUCUAUUGUCGUCAGAUUGGAACGUCUUGUGGCAGAAUUUUGAAGGACGAACUUCGGAAAAAAAAGUUGAAAAGGAAGGCCGAAAGUAUUCAUUUUCAAACAAAACAAAAGAUGCAUAAUUAAGUAUUUUGGUAUUGUACUUAAUUUCUAAAUUAUGUAUGUUUUAAAGAAAGAAUUUCGCAAACUUGGUUGGUUCCGAGUGGAAAAGUCUCGACAUUUCUAAACCUGUUCAUUUCUGUUGAACACCACCGAGGGAUGCUUUAAGUAUGAAGAAAAUGUUCAGUGAUAAAAAACUUAAGUUGUACCGACUGUCUGAAGAAUACUUUAAGAAGUAGAAACCCUUGAUGACUCUAAGAUUCCGCUGCUUGCAUGUAUUUUGGAUAUAUAUAUAUGAUAUUGUGUGCAGUUACUUCAGCGGUAUUUCUUUACCCUUGUGUUUUUUCAAGAGGAACACUGGUACCAAUAUUGUUAUUAUGAUUAAUAUUAUUAUUUGUACAGACCAUAUGAAUGUCAUUUAUUGAAAGAUAUGUAUACUUGUCUCUAGUAUAUGAUGCCGUGUACGUGGUUAUACGGCGACUUCUCGUGCCGAUAUUUUUGUACAGUCGUAGCGGAUAUUUUUAGAACGUGUCUGUUAAAGUUGUUAUCAUAUUUGGGUGUAUAUCAUGAUCGAUAUAAGUAA
Molecule: messenger RNA, 2548 nt
Organism: Branchiostoma belcheri (Belcher's lancelet)
Lineage: Eukaryota; Metazoa; Chordata; Leptocardii; Amphioxiformes; Branchiostomatidae
Product: transcription cofactor vestigial-like protein 2
Biological process (GO): regulation of transcription by RNA polymerase II
Cellular component (GO): nucleus
Source: RefSeq, a predicted model, not a curated record